GAGCCACACAUUCACCCGCCCAUCAAUUAACAAGGGAUGCCCGUCAGCGUUAGGGCAACGGUAUGGUAUCAUAACUAUAUCUCUUAUGACACUUCCACUCCCCCACAUACUGUAGCCAAACAGAUAUCCGUUGACCGGACAAGGAAAACCUACAUACAACUGCGGAGAGAUAUUGGGUGCUGGGAUAAGGGAAGAAAGAAAAAAAAAAAGUGACAUGGACCAUACCCCCUCACUCAUUCAUUCAUUCAACCCAUUCAAACCCCCUCUCCGGGCAUGUCUUCCCCUCCCCCCCUCCCUCGGCUCUUCCACUUCUUCCCUCGCCUCUCUUUUCUCGGUUGCUGGUCACUCAAGGACACGAGACUGUUCGUAUCAAUCAAUCAUUGAGUGUAUGAGUGGGGAGAAUGAGGGGAAUGGUAAGAGGUAAUCUGCGGGGACGAGCGCAGAAAAAAACACACAAGGCCCUUUUUGAGAGGGAUGGGAAAAGUGAAGUAAAAGAAAUAAAAGGGAAAGAGACUGCGGACUGGAGAGUGCGACAGCACGCCACCCCGGAUACCUUCCAGGAAAUAGCGAGUCAACACGCCGGUGUGCUGGACCAGUGCUGCUUCAAUCUUCGUCCACUCAACUCACUUUUCUUAAUCAUUCUCCAUUCUAUCUUUCCACCUACCUCAUCCAUUCCUCUUUGUAGAGCACCAUAUCUCCCUCCCUCCACCCCCCCCCCCCUUCGUACUGUGCCUCCUUCACCCAGCUCAUCCACUCAGUAUAUGUAGGCCAGGUAGCCAAUAUCCUAUCCAUGCUUCUGCCCCGUCUCGACCUGCUAACUUCCUCCUCCUCUUCCUUUCCCUGUUUGUCCUACCUCUCUCUUCCUACUUCCUUCCACUCCACUUCCUUAUCUUCCCAUUACCUGUCCUCGUUUACCUCCACUCACGCCCACCAAAUAACUAUUAGUAGACAUUGCCGACCUCAAUACCACAACCCCCUCCCUCCUCCUCCCUCCUAACCCUUCACCUCCUCAACCACCCCCUCUGUCCCUUCGGCCCAUCCUCUAACCUUCCAAAGCCCAUCAUGAUGAAUCACCCGUCGUCGUCAUCACCCGCCCAAAGUUACAAUGUUCCCUCAAGUAUGAGAAGCGCCCACAUGUACGCAGGUGGCAUGCCUCUCGUCAACGGUGUCAAUGGGCAACUCCAGAAUAUGCAGAUUUCCCCCCUUGCCGCCCAGCAGGCCAUGUCGGCCGGAGGAUUGAUCGGAGACCCAAACAACAACCCAAUACUCGACGCUUCCGUGAUCAUGUCUAUGGGGAUGGCCGGAGAGGACGGAAUGCCACUGGACCCCCAGCUUUGUACUGGUGGCGAUCAAUUCGGCCCCCUGUCCGUGACUGCCCCUCCGACAUCCAUGAUGACUGAGUACGGGAACCUCGGCGGUGGCAGCACGCUGACCGAAUUCACGAAGCGGAGGAAUUGGUCACAGCGCAUUCUCGAAGAGCUGCAGGACUUUCUACACAUUCUCUCGCCGACCGGCAAAAUGGUCUACGCUUCACCCUCUUCCAAAGCGCUUACCGGCUUCGGCCCGGAGGAGCUGUUGGGGAAAUUCAUCACCGAGUUCAUUCAUCCGGAUGAUUCGGGCUUGUAAGUCUUAGGCGUUGCCCUCGCUACGAGCAGAGUGAGGUCGGCUAUGAUACUAACCGUAAGGUAAGGUUCGUUCGCGAGUUUAAUAGCUCCAUCGCUACCGGCCAACCGUUACGAUUGUUCUACAGAUUUCAGAAGAACGACGGAACGUGGGCGAUAUUCGAAACGAACGGACAUCCGCACAUCGGCGAAGCGCCUCAGUACAGCCCUUCCUCGCUUCAAUCGGUAUGCAAAGGCUUCUUCAUGAUGUCGAGACCUUACCCGACGCGGAAUGCGGCUUUGUUGGAUUCUUUCCUCGAGCACAAGAUCGAGAACGAACGACUGCUGAAACGAAUUAGCGAGCUAAGAAAGGAGGAAUUCGAGGAUCAUCAGCAGCAGCAAAGGCAAAGGCAACAACACCACGCCACCGUUUCCCGGGCAGAUAGUGGAACAGCUGGCAGCAGCAUGGCUUCUAAUGUAGGCAACGAUAACCCCAUGGCCACGACGCCUAACUCGUCUGACCCUAUGCCCCCGCCUGCGAAACCCCCGCAGUCAAAUACAGCCCUGACCCGGCAAAACCUGGACCGUAUGGAGGCCACGAACCAUGCAAAAGCUGACAGUAUUCGCGAUAAGAUGGCUAGGUUCGAGGGUGAUACUCCUAUGGAUACGAUCGAGAUGUUGACAGGGCUACGAUACCGGGAGGGAGAGCGGUCGAAGGGUAUAAGCACGGGUGACACAUCGCCAGCACUCAUUCGCGGAGACGCCGGAGUGCCCAUUCCCAUCGAUAAAGAGAGUCGCCAUACAUCGGAGAAGAAGAAGAAGCAGAAGAUCGCAGAUGAAUACGUGUGCACGGACUGCGGUACCCUGGAUAGUCCUGAAUGGAGAAAGGGCCCCAAGGGUCCGAAGACCCUUUGCAAUGCAUGUGGUUUGAGAUGGGCAAAGUUCGUAACCCUAUGCUGAUGCAACUCCCCUCAUACGACGUAAAUCUGACGCGCGCCAUAGGAAAGAGAAGAAGCGAAACGCUGGCUCCGUAUCAUUGCCAGCGGGAUCCACAGGUUCGCUGGUGGGCUGAAGGAUCCCCACCGGCUUUUGUCUUAUCAUGUCCAUUUAUUCAACCUGUAACCAUUUUCAGCCCCUAAGCAUCCCUCCUCCUCCUCCUCUUCCAUUUCCAUUCCACCAUAUCCCAUUAUACCUUCUCCUUCAUCUUCACCUCUUUCCUCACCUUUUUUCUUUUUUUCUUUUUUCUUUUUACUUUCUCAAGUUCUCACCCCAUUCGUCCCCACUACAUUGCAGAACGGCGGGGCAUCGUGUUCUCGGGAGCAAGUUUUCAGGAGUUUACGGGCGGCAAGCAUCAUACGGAAGGCACAAAGUUUGAGGCGCAAUUCGUUGUUACUAAUAUAUUUCGGUUGGGUCCAUCAAUGAGUUGCAAUCUUUUUUACCACGAGCGGGGAUGUGUGCACGGAGUGCGUGUGAAGUACGUGUUGCAGAUGUAGACGAGGACGCGGGUGCGGGUGCGGGCGUGUGAGUUGUCUAUGGUGCCCAACCGGUGCCUUGAUGUCGUAGGACACAAGUAUGAUGUCGUAUCAUAGGUCACCGUAGUAGCCAAGAUCAGUGUUUAUGAAUGGUGCAGUACUCGAGUAUUAUGGUGACGAAAUGCCAUGUGUUAGGAUACAGUACGGUAUGAUACUCU
Molecule: messenger RNA, 3291 nt
Organism: Tuber aestivum (summer truffle)
Lineage: Eukaryota; Fungi; Ascomycota; Pezizomycetes; Pezizales; Tuberaceae
Source: the annotation of a GenBank genome assembly